AUGAAAAUUCUAUCAAAUGGUACCAGUGUUCUCAAUGACAAUAUUAAAGUACCAUCACGAAAACUAGAUACGCUUCUUGGUCAACGGCGGCUUCAGUUAUUAGCUGACGCUGUUGAGAAGGUAGAGUAUGAAGAUCAGAAGCAACAGCAUUUAUCCUCAACCUCGCCAUCGUCAACAACAUCAAAUGAUGAAAACUAUCCACAAGCAACAGAGUCAAUAGAAUCACUCACCGAUUCUUCGUUGAUGUUAUCACUUCAACAAACACAAUAUGAUAUUCUAUUAAAAUACAUAACCGAAACUUUACAACCAAAAGAACAUCAACAACUUGAUCUUCGCUCGAUAAUUCAAAAGCAUUCAGCCAACUUUAGUACCCCAGCAGAUGAAUGUCCACUUGAUUUUUCGAAAACAAAACAAGAUGAAUCGCAUUGUUCAACGGAAUCAGCCACAGAUGAAACCUUAUCCCUACCAUCAUCAGUAAGCAGUAUUGAUUCACCAAUAAAAAACAGCUCAUCGUCCACGCAUGCAUUUAUGAUUACAAAUAAAAAUGGAAAAACAACACGACCUUUUAAAGCAUAUCCAAAAGAUCCUCUAUCAUUACCGAUCGGGUUUUACUCACCACUGGCUCAACGGGGUGCAAAUACCACAUCGGAAAACCUUCUGAAUGUUCUUGCAUCGUCAGACGAUGAUUUUAGCAGACGAUUUCGUAAACGUAUUCAACAUGCACAAGAGAGAAUGGUACAACGUCUAACAUCUAAACUCGAUUCGCCAAUAAAACAAGAAGAGUUAAAUUUGAUUUCAAAUCUUGUCACAGCAUCACCUGGCAUGCAAAUUAUACAACCACCGAAAAAACGUCAUAGAUCAGAAUUAUCGGAGACUGUUACACAAGGACCAAUACAACGACAAAGUUCUCAUAUAACUGUUGAUAUGUGUGGUGAUAUGUUAAAAGAUGAUGCUUAUAGAGAAAGAAGGCGAAAAAACAACGAAGCAGCUAAACGAAGUCGAGAUGUGAGAAGAUACGAUCGUAUACGAUUUGCUUGA
Molecule: messenger RNA, 1038 nt
Organism: Didymodactylos carnosus
Lineage: Eukaryota; Metazoa; Rotifera; Eurotatoria; Philodinida; Philodinidae
Source: the annotation of a GenBank genome assembly